GUCAAUAUGCAGUGGCAGGGCAGCAUCUACACUGCUUUUACAGCAGAGGACAGAGGCUUCCUGGGAUGGUGUAAGGCCUGAUGGUGCCAAGCUAGCCCACCAAAAUCUGGUAGCAAAUUUGAGGUGUCAGGACAGAGUAGGUUCAAGCAGAGUCUGGGCCACACAUCAUGCUGCCAAAAAGCUUCUCUUGGCUGCCACCAGAGCAACUGCAGUGCUGUGACCAGAUUUAUAGUGUCGUUAGAGUGCCAUGAGUACUUUGAGCUGGAAAUACUUUUAAGUUCUUUGGUACAUAUAAAAAUAAACCCAAGUUAUAUCAGGUGAUCAAAGCAGCAGUUAAAGCUGGUUUACCCACAGCAUGACCCACUGCAGCCAUUUUCACUGUUCCCUGCAGGUGGAGCAGUAUGUUGGUGAAAUUAAAGGGGGCCUGAGACCAACCAUGAAACUCACAAUCAUAGGCAUGGUAUACUCCAAACCCAAGAGCUUUUCAGUGACUCUGCUCUGUGACCCAGUGGAUGCCAACAAAGACGUUGGGCUGUUAUUUACAGUUAACUUCAGUGAGAAAUCCAUCACCCGAAAUGCACGAAUUGCUGGGAAAUGGGGAAGAGAAGAGAAGACUAUUCCCUACUUUCCAUUUACAGCAGGCGACACAUUCAAGAUGGAGCUCUUAUGUGAACACCAGCAAAUAAGAGUCUUGCUUGAUGGACGGCAGCUCUGUGACUUCACUCACCGCAUUCAGCCUCUGAACUUGGUGAAAGCUUUGCGGAUCUCAGGGGACAUCAAGCUUACCAAAGUGGCUUGAAAGAAGAAAGUCCACAAUAGCACCAGAGGACAGAGGAAAAUGUACUUUCUCUUGUCUCAGACAUGUUUUGUCUUUUUCCCCUGGCUGAUUCUGGAGAGUGGGAACUGUAUCUUUUUAAUUCACUGAUGGGUUUGACAUACACACUUUUUUUCCCCUAUACACACUCAUAGCAAUUGCAGAGCUAUGGCUGGUCUGGAUAAAUCUCAAAGCUUUUGCUGAGAUACACUUCUGGCCUCCCAAACUGCAAGACUUAUGAUGUUAUGCAGUAUCUCACAUCCUUUUGGCUCCUUACGCCCUCAGGCAUGCCAGGUGGCAGAGCUCAGUCCUCUGCAGUGGGUGGCUGUUGUUAGCCUUGUGACUAAAACUGGGCAUUAUGAAGGUGGUGGGUCUGAGAAAAGAGAAGCAGGAGAUUUUCUUAUAAAUGGAUAAGGAAGUCUGAUGGGCCCCAGCAAGGCUCAUGUUAUCAGGAGGGAAUUGCUUUUUCUGGAAGCUCUGCUCAUUCAGCACAAAACCAUCUGUGUUCCCCAGCAGAGAGCAAUAAAUGCCUUACCUACCUUACCCUGUCUCUUCCAGGCAGCUUUUCCGGAAUUGAAAGGUUUUGACAGCUAUGGAUUUCACAGUCUUCUCUGGACCAGCCCUAGGAAAUGGUAUCUGUAGCUGAAACUGCACUGCCCAUUCUUGUUCUUGCAUCUAAUUAAAAAUGCACCUUUGCUGGCAAACUUUUUUACAAGCUCUGUUAAAUAUUUGAACGCAUGGACGUGUUGUGCUGUUAUUUCAUUGCUGUAGCUUUUGAGGAAAAUCCUAAAUACAUGGCUAUUUUAAUAAAUAAGUAAACAAGCAUGUAUCAUAUUCUGACCUUGGUGAUUAAGGGACUUCUUUUCAGUACAUGACUCAGAGAACAAAACAUCUGUACAGAAAUGAACGUCUGUAGAUAGAGGGUUAUCAAAUUCCCCUAUGACUUCCAGUGAGAUAGAGAGCAUGCUGCCUUUUUGAAGGCUCUGUAAAAUCUGGCUGUCAGAUACGGUACUCAGAUAAAACAAGGAAUUUUAUGAAAAUAGCGUAUCAGCAGGCUGAUCAGAUGUUUGAAUAAUAUCCUCCAUUCCAUUUUACCUUGUCUCAGUUUACAUAUAAAUCUAAAAUGACCGUGUGUGAAACCAUUAUUUUUCAUAUACUCAAAAUGCUGUCUGAGAAAAAUUACAUCUCUAAAAAGCACAGGCUAUUCAAAUGCACUGGUUGGGGUUUUUUUAAAAAUUAAUGAUAUCAAAGACAAGUUUAGUACUCAAAUAAUGGGAAAAAAUUAAUUAAGAUAGAAAAAGCAAUAGUGAGGACUGCUACUAUAGUUCUCUGUCCAAACAGUGCUCCAACAUAAAUGGGCUUACAGCAGUAAUCAGAAGAAAAAGUCUAGGUUUUAUGGCUGAGGGAUUUCUUCCAAAAUAUUCAGCACUAGAAAUUGUCUGGAACUUCCACAGGUCUGAUUUGAUACUCAGGAUCCUCUUCUGAUGUGGGACAUUACCAGCACAAAAAUAACCUAUAUGGUGGACAGCAAGAUCCUUUGUUCUUUUCCAGUCUAACAGAGAACUAAAUAGUAGAGCACAUGGAUGGAUUGACAGACCCCUUGUUUGUUUUGCAACGCAUGUUAUCCUGGCAGCUGGGUUGUGACUUAGAGCAAGAUUCAUGUGGUAUGCCAUGAAAGGCAACCUCAGACACCAGCACCUCUCAUGACUUAGAUGUUUCAGUCUCUACAAAAUUUACUAAACUUAUGAGCCCCUUUAUAAAGGGGAAAGGAGCAAAACAAAUCUGCUUUAAGAUAAAGCACAACCUGGAUGUGUCAGACACAGACUGAAUACUUGUACAAAAAAUCCUUUUCUUCCAUCUUGGAAUAUCUCGUCGUUUCUUUGUAAAGCCCCAUUUGUCUGUAUCCACUUGUUUUGAUCUUGGCUGGAUGGGAAUUUCAAGGUGGGGGAAUUAUUCUGGAUCUACAUGAUUUGGUCUGCAU
This is a messenger RNA of Catharus ustulatus (Swainson's thrush), 2795 nucleotides long. Its product is annotated as galectin-related protein A-like. The transcript is spliced from 3 exons. The record is from RefSeq and is a predicted model, not a curated record. NCBI's taxonomy places the organism in Eukaryota, Metazoa, Chordata, Aves, Passeriformes, Turdidae. The coding region runs from base 356 to 799 and encodes 147 amino acids. Gene Ontology annotation, molecular function: carbohydrate binding.